AUGAAGACAUCCAUUUGGAUCAGCCUCGCCGGGACUCUAGUAGCCGCCCAAAGCUAUCCGGGGAAUUACGGUUCCAGCGCGCCUCCACUGGGUCCCAGUGACUGGGAACGCACUCCGGUGUCAGUCUUCAACAAGGUGCUCAACACGCAGCCGGAUCCCGAUUAUGACCUCCUGAAGGAGCUGGUGACCUUCGAUUGCACAUACAUCUCAUUGACAUUCGACAAUCCCACUCUGCACGGCAUCAUGCCCUGGGCGGGUACACACACCCACGUGGGUCCGCAGGCUUUCAUCGACAUCUUCACCCGCGUCGGUCUGUAUUGGGACCGCGGGCCGUUUUCCAUCGAUCACAUCUUUGGAAAUGGCGGCAAUGUCACUGCGUGGGGCUCCUUUACGGCCACAUCGCGCAUUCUGGGCAAGACAGUCAUCUCGCCCUGGGCUGCACGGGCGCGUGUUAACUCCGCCAACCAGAUCUUCGAGUUCCAGUGGAUGGAGGAUACGUUUACCACUGCCUCAUCUUUCGGAUUGGAUAACAGCACGAAAGUGUUUAUUUCGAACCCCGCGGGUGGAAACACCACUGUCUAG
Messenger RNA from Penicillium antarcticum, 582 nucleotides. RefSeq names its product nuclear transport factor 2 family protein. The coding region runs from base 1 to 582 and encodes 193 amino acids. The transcript has a single exon. The record is from RefSeq and is a predicted model, not a curated record. NCBI's taxonomy places the organism in Eukaryota, Fungi, Ascomycota, Eurotiomycetes, Eurotiales, Aspergillaceae.